Molecule: messenger RNA, 2319 nt
Organism: Arachis ipaensis
Lineage: Eukaryota; Viridiplantae; Streptophyta; Magnoliopsida; Fabales; Fabaceae
Product: heat stress transcription factor A-5
Biological process (GO): regulation of transcription by RNA polymerase II; cellular response to heat
Cellular component (GO): nucleus
Molecular function (GO): DNA-binding transcription factor activity; RNA polymerase II cis-regulatory region sequence-specific DNA binding
Source: RefSeq, a predicted model, not a curated record
GCACGCCAAUUUUGUGCAGAAGUCAAUCUCUCUCUCUCUCUCUCUCUCUCAAAAACACAGAUCAGAAAAAGAAGUCCCACCCCACCCCUUCCUCUCCGGGUCUCUCUCGCUCACAUAAAACCCUAAUACCCUUCUCAGAGCAGCCACCACCCACCAGCUACCAUCCCAAACUCAUCACCAAAACAGUCAAGAAGGUCGCCGAACCUUUCUCCUCGCGAGUGCCGUGAUCGCCUGUGGAAAGGUCUGCUCGGCCCUAUUCUCAUCGUUCGUCUCCUCCUCGCCGUUGCACGAAGGUCCGCGUCGAGCCCGUGGCGUUGCCGUUGCUGGGUCAGUCGGUCGUCGUCUCUUCGAGCUUUCUGUCUCUCUCUCUGAGCUCGCUUCCCUGUUCUCGCUCUCUCUCGCUCUCUUUGACCGAGUUCACUUCCUUUCUCCGUCGCCGCCGUCACUUCCUUCCUCCCUCGCCGCGGGUCUUCUUUCUUUCCAAUUAUUCUCUAAUUACUUCGAGAAGGAGAGGAUUUUCUAGAAGGAUCUGGAAUGGAGGGAGGAGCGCCGCAAUCCACCGGAGGAGGAGCAGGAGGUGGACCGGCGCCGUUCUUGUUGAAGACUUAUGACAUGGUUGACGAUUCCGCCACCGAUGACAUCGUUUCUUGGAACAGCUCCACCAACAACAGCUUCGUUGUUUGGAACCCGCCGGAGUUUGCGCGUCUUCUUCUACCUACCUAUUUCAAGCAUAACAACUUUUCUAGCUUCAUCCGCCAGCUUAAUACCUAUGGAUUUCACAAAAUACAUCCUGAACGGUGGGAGUUUGCUAAUGAUGAUUUUAUAAAAGACCAAAAGCAUCUUCUUAAGAAUAUCCACCGCCGAAAACCUAUUCACAGUCAUAGUCAUCCUCCCGGCUCUGUUGUGGAUCCAGAAAGGGCAGCAUUUGAGGAAGAAAUCGAAAAACUUAACCGUGAGAAAUCUUCCAUUGAAUCUAAUAUUUUCAGCUUCAAGCAACAUCAAUCAACAGCGAAGCUUCAUCUAGAAGAGUUUCAGCAGCGAUUAGAUGGUAUGGAGAAGAGGCAGAAACAUUUGCUGAACAUUUUCGAGAAGGCUCUUCAGAAUCCUACUUUUGUUGAGCAGUUUUCCCGGAAAAUUGAGUCCAUGGAUUUAUCAGCAUAUAACAAGAAAAGACGAUUGCCUCAAGUUGAUGACAUGCAACCUGUUGUAGAAAGUAGUUUUGUGGACAAUCCCAACAAUUUUAGAAUGGAAUUUGGGAAUGUUUUCCAUCAAGAUUUCUCGAACAAACUCAGACUGGAAUUGUCACCAGCUGUGUCAGAUAUGAACUUAGUGUCACGUAGCACACAAAGUUCAAAUGAAGAUGGGGAAAGUCCACAGAAGAAAAUAUCUGAAGGAGAACAAACAGGAAUCCAGACAAGAACAUCUGUUCCAUUUGCACCAGAAACAUUGGAGCUUGCUGAUACUGGGGCAUCUUUUACUUUCAAGAUGGAUUCAUGUUUAUCACAAAGAGCGACGAAUGCUGAGAGCCCAAAACUGUGUACGUUGGAGCCAAGUAGUGAAGAAGGUGAUAGUCACAUAUCCUGCCAACUUACUUUGGCAUCGUGCCCGUUUAAGGUCAAUAGAAAUUCAUACUCAGCAAAAGCAUCCCAAAUAGACUCUCAAGAAAUUGGCAAGCUGGCAGAGCCUAGGUUUCAUUCCAACAGUAAAGAAUCCAAUGGUGGAGUUUUCUCAAACCGAAACCAAGCUAAUGAUGCAACCAAUUUGGCUUCUUCCCUGGAAACUCCAAGUAACAACCAAGUUACUCAGCCAAACAGGGUAAAUGAUGUGUUUUGGGAACAGUUCCUUACUGAAAGACCAGGCUGCUCAGACAAUGAAGAGGCAAUAUCCAAUUACAGAGGAAACCCAUGCGAUGAGCAAGAUGAAGGAAGGUUGAAUGCAAGGAAUGUUAAGAACAUGGAUCAGCUUACACUUUAAGCAUGCUGUAAUUUAGCACUCGUUAUAGUAAUAGUAUGUAACAUUUGCAUGAUUAUUCCAUACCAUAUACAUACAUAGUUUGACACUUGACAUCAAUUUGUGUGAUGUCGCAGGAGACUGAAAUUGUUAGGUAUACAAUGUUUGGCCUUUAUAAGGCUUACUGCCUCUGAAAAAUAUAGAAUUUGUGAUUGCUUUGGAGACUGGUGCAUGCAAUGUAAUCUAGCUGCUUGGCGGUGUUGUAUAUUGAGUAGGAAUUAGUGUAAACUAAAUGGGGUGUUGUCCCUGACAUUAUUGUUUAUGCAUAGAUAAUAAAAGUAACUUUGUCGUAAAACACGACUUAUAAUA